Molecule: messenger RNA, 721 nt
Organism: Drosophila busckii
Lineage: Eukaryota; Metazoa; Arthropoda; Insecta; Diptera; Drosophilidae
Gene: TpnC4
Product: troponin C, isoallergen Bla g 6.0201
Exons: 5
Coding region: 109-570 (153 amino acids)
Molecular function (GO): calcium ion binding; enzyme regulator activity
Source: RefSeq, a predicted model, not a curated record
UAGUUUUUUUUAGGGAAACUUCGAUAUUUUUCUUUUAGUAACUUAGCAUCCCAAUAAAAGUAGUUUUUCUAUACAAAAAAAGCGUGUAUUUAAAAAGUGUACUUAAAAAUGGCCGAAGGCGAGUACGACAAGGACCAAUUGAGAAUUUUGCGAAAUGCUUUCAAGGCAUUUGAUAACGAAGGCACAGGAUCUAUAGAUCAUGCAGAUGUUUCAAACAUUCUUGAAAUUUUGGGUCAAAAGCUUGAGCCCCCAGCAGUAAAGGCACUGAUCAAAGAAGUCGAUAAGGGAACUACUGGAAAAUUAAAUUUUGGUCAAUUUUGCAAGUUGGCCGCGCGGUUUAUCGAGGUCGAGGAAGAUGCUGGAGCAUUGCAAAGUGAACUCAAAGAAGCAUUUCGUGUAUAUGACAAGGAAGGCAAAGGCUAUCUUACAGUUGCUACCUUGAGGGGAAUUCUACACGAACUUGAUGAUAAGAUAUCAAGCCAAGAUUUAGAUUCGAUAAUUGAAGAAAUUGAUGCUGAUGGUUCAGGUACUGUUGAUUUUGAUGAAUUUAUGCAAGUGAUGACAGGCUAAGAAUGAGAGGAUGACAAGAUGAGAGGAUGGACCAGAAAGAAAGGGUUUCUAAUUUGGAAUUUAAUCAGAGAGAUAUAUCAUUAGUUACAAUUAGUUUUCAAUCAUGCUUAACUAUAUUGAAUCUGUAACGUGUUUAUUUAUUUAUCAGCAA